This is a messenger RNA of Tinamus guttatus (white-throated tinamou), 1474 nucleotides long. The record is from RefSeq and is a predicted model, not a curated record. Lineage: Eukaryota; Metazoa; Chordata; Aves; Tinamiformes; Tinamidae.
UAUUAAAUAUGCUGUUGUCAAUAGGAAUGCUGAUGUUGUCUGCAACUCAGAUAUACACUAUUUUGACAGUUCAGUUAUUCGCUUUCCUGAAUCUUUUGCCUGUGGAGGCAGAUAUUUUAGCAUAUAACUUUGAAAAUGGAACCCAGACCUUUGAUGAUCUACCUGCUAGGUUUGGCUACAGGCUGCCAGCAGAAGGCCUGAAGGGGUUUCUAAUAAACUCAAAGCCAGAGAAUGCAUGUGAGCCUAUAGCCCCACCUCCAUUGAAAGACAACUCGUCUGGUGCUUUUAUUGUGUUAAUUCGAAGGCUUGAGUGCAACUUUGAUGUAAAGGUUUUAAAUGCUCAGCGAGCUGGGUACAAGGCAGCGAUAGUUCACAAUGUUGAUUCCGAUGACCUCAUAAGCAUGGGAUCCAACGACAUUGAGGUUUUAAAGAAGAUUGACAUUCCUUCUGUCUUUAUUGGUGAGACAUCAGCGAAUGCUCUUAAAGAGGAAUUCACUUAUGAAAAGGGUGGCCAUGUUGUGUUAAUCCCAGAGUUCAGUCUUCCUUUGGAGUAUUACUUAAUCCCUUUCCUAAUAAUAGUGGGGAUUUGUCUUAUUCUCAUAGUGAUAUUUAUGAUCACAAAGUUUGUGCAAGACAGACAUAGGGCAAGAAGGAAUCGACUUAGGAAAGAUCAGCUUAAGAAAAUUCCUGUACAUAAAUUUAAGAAAGGAGAUGAAUAUGACGUAUGUGCCAUUUGUCUGGAUGAGUAUGAGGAUGGAGACAAGCUCAGGAUCCUUCCGUGUUCUCAUGCAUAUCACUGCAAGUGUGUGGACCCAUGGCUGACAAAAACCAAAAAAACGUGUCCUGUAUGUAAGCAGAAAGUGGUCCCUUCCCAGGGGGACUCAGAUUCUGAGACAGACAGUAGUCAAGAAGAGAACGAAGUAUCUGAAAAUACUCCCUUGCUUAGGCCACUCGCCUCAGCCAGUACUCAGUCAUUUGGGGCUCUGUCAGAAUCUCAUUCCCAUCAAAACAUGACCGAGUCCUCGGAGUACGAGGAAGAUGACAAUGACAAUAUUGAUAGUAGUGAUGCAGAAAAUGGAGUAAAUGAAGAAAGUGUAGUGGUUCAACUGCAGCCCAGUGAUGACAGGGAGUACAGAGUGGCAAACACUGUUUGAGACUACUAAUGAUGAAAAAUGUUUGAACAAAAGAGUUCUUAUGGCUGUGUUUUACAAACAUUUACAUAGGGAAUAUAUUUUACUUUAUAAUCCAUUUGGUUACUUCAGUAGGAGCAGUUCAUGUAAUAGUACUAUGGUUUAAUCAUACUACAGAUAGAUUUGUUUUUGAUUCUGAUAUUCAGUUACACAUUCUGUCGUCUUGAAGAGUUUAACUGGAUUUCACUGUACUAAUGAAUAAUGUUAAUAGUUUACAUCAACAGAAAUGUCACACAGACUCUACUUUAAAUGUCAGUAUCUUGUUGAAACGGGAUUUAGCUGGA